GUAAAUACAGAUUUACAAUACCAGCUCAAUUUUUCUAUUAAAACAAAUAAUCAUGUAGAAAAACAUGUCUAAUUAUGCUAUGAACGACCGACAUAUACUUGCUUCUCCCAACUGGUAUAAUAGUGCUAUUUCUGACAUCAGUGUCGACGGUAUAUUUGCAUUUGGUGGCAAGAAUACAGUAUUUUUGUUAGACGUGACAGGACCAAAUUGUUGUCGAUACUUUGGACAGUUAUGUGGUCACAAAGAUAGAGUGACCUCUGUACAAUUUUGUAAAACAUCUUCAUACUCACGAUGUUGUGUCAGUACUUCGGAAGAUAUGUCUGUUGUGGUUUGGGAUGUUGAUGCUAAGGAAUCGAUAUGCAAGCAUGACAAUCACCACGCCCGUGUUACAGCUUGUUCUUGGUCCCAAACAUCUGGUUUGAUUUAUUCAGGUGAUGAGAAGGGUCAUCUUCUGUGCUGGGAUCAUCAACAGAAUGAGGUAAAUGGACAUUUUCCUCUGACUGGUCAAAUAACAUGUAUCUCCUGUGCACCAGAUGAAGAAGGUGUGGUGGCUGUUGGUUAUAAGAAUGGUCAAAUUGUAGUUUUGUUGGUGCGGAAAGAUAAAAUGGAAGUCGUGAACCUUUUGAAAGGUCACAACGACGAGGUUCAUUGUCUAGUCUGGUCCCCAGUUCCCGCGGGGGAAUUACCACCACAGAUUUUCGGUGAAUCAAAACAGCAAGAAAGCGGUUUUGUCCUUGCAUCAGGAUCUCGUGACAAAACAAUCCGUUUGUGGGACGUGUCACUCGGCCAGUUUAUUGCUCUUGUUCAUGUUCCUAACAAGUCAUCGAAAGGAAAGGCAUCUCGUGAUGAUUAUCAUAUGAAAUCUCGCUUGUGGAAUACGCUUUGCUGGCCUCGCAGUGAUCCAAGUUGUUUGCUAUCCAGCGGCUUCAACGGGGAUAUUCUGACGUGGAAUCUGUCGAAAACCUCAAAACAAAAAUGGCAAUUGUUCAAUGAAGGCAAACAUAGCCGUAUUGUAUUCAGCAUUUGUCAUUGUGUUACAAAUGAUGUCAUUGUCAGCGUUUCGAUGGAUAGACAGAUACACAUUUGGAACAGAAAAGACGCGACAGUAAUUACCAGUCUCCCGUCGUGUGGAGGUUUUGUGUACAGUUUAGACGUGUCACUAUUGGAUCCAUCGCGUUUCGCCGUUGGAGUCGGCGAUAACAUGAUCCGUAUUUGGGAGACAAGUCGACCUUCUUAUAGCAUUACUAAUAUUUGGCGUGGAAUUGGAACCAAAGUCAUGAAGGUUCUUUGGCAUCCAGUAAAGGAAGGUUUAUUGGCAUUUGGUACGGAGGAGGGAAAAGUUGGAAUACAUAACGUUCUCUCGCAAACGUGUAACGUUUCAAGAACGUUCCAUAAGAAGUCGGUCUAUUCCUUAUCGUGGGGACCUCCGUCCGGCACCUCAGAUGGCGAAGAUGAUAAAAUUUGGCAUUUGUACAGCUGUGGUGGAGAAGGGACAAUUUAUGAACAUAAACCUGAUCAUCUUCAUGAUGAAGCUAAGAAUGUUGAUAAACUUAUCAAAACAACAAAUAAAAUCCAGCAUAAUCUUGAAGCACAUUCCGAAGUGUCUUGCAAACACGACAGAAGCCUGAUGGUAGUCGGUAACGAUGACGGAUCCAUAAAGUUUUAUCGUUUUCCGGACUUGAAGUUGUUAUCAACGGUCAACAUUCAUAACAAGAGCAUAACCUGCUUGGCAUGGUGUCAAACUCGUUAUCACGACGACCCCAGCGCGGUGUUCCUUGCUUCCGGAUCAAAUGGUUUUGAAGUCCAUAUUCAUGAUUUGAAACGUAUUACUGAUGAACUUGGUGAUGAACCGAAAGUUAUUACAUGCAGCUACCGCUGUUUGAUGGGACACUGUGGUCGUGUGACUGAUGUGGUAUGGAGUCCGCAUUCGUCUUUAAAACUCGCUUCCUCUUCGUACGAUGGAACAGUACAGGUAUGGGACGUCGAGAGAGCAGAACCAUUAUCUAAUUACAGAGGCCACAACGGACGCGUCAUGACAGUAGCUUGGAGUUUAAUGGAUCCAGAUAUAUUGUUCAGUGGUGGUGAAGAUUUCACGGUUCGUUCUUGGAAAAUAUCACAGCAAGUCUUCAAAGAACCGCCAGAAGUUCAAGCAAAGAAACAUUCCAAAUCAAAGAACAAGAAGAAAAAGAAUAAGACUGACAGUCAAAAGGCAAAUCCUGUUGUGUCAACGGCAUAUUCACUAGAGGAGAAGCAAUCUCUGGGGGAAGACAAGAUAGAACUUGAUGAAAAGGAGCCCGUUAAAAGCGAAGUGGAUGAGUUCGAUGCCCAACAUGCAGUAAAACCUGAGUGCGACAUUAAUCUUCUCGAAGGAAGAAGUUUGCAGCUUGAAAAUUUAGCACCAGAAGAAAAUGAAGGUAAUAAAGGCGAUGUUGGAGAAGAAAAACCGUUUGGUACGAAGGGAGCAUCUGCUGACACAAAGAAAAAGAAGAAAAGAGGAAAGUCCAUGUUUCCCUUAUCUGCCUCUGCUGACAAUAAACCCAGAAGUGUUACCUGUCAGGAAUGUGUCGAUAUCGCGGAAUUCUUAGCAAACGCGAAAGGUCACUCUGACACUAUGCACAUCUCUCGUGAAAAUGUUAAUCUCGGAUUUUUUGCUGGCCGAAAAUCUGCAUUUGAUAUGCUUUCCGAAGAAGGUAUUCAACAUGCAGAAAGUGGACACGUAGAUUACCAGCUGCAACUGGAAGUCUGGAAAGGAAAUAUUGGGAAAGCGCUUGAGCUUGCAGUUGAGAAAAGGCAGCUUUCUGAUUGGCUAGUUGCAAUCAGCCAUUUAGCUGGCGAACAGGCUCGUUUGGCUGUUACGGAAGCAUUUGCUGAGCAACUUGUGAGUCAAGGCAACUUCCAUAGAGCUGCUUUGUACUAUCUUUCGUGUCACAAAGUAUACGAGGCUAUCUACAUGUUUAAAACAGCAGGGAUGUACAGGGAAGCUAUUGCUUUAGCGAAAGUACGGCUUUUACCAUCAGAUCCAUUAUUACUUGAUCUUUAUUCAUCUUGGGGUAGAAAGCUGGAGAGUGAGCACACAUUAGAACAAGCUUCAAAAUGUUAUUUAGCAUGUGAUCUGCAUGAUGACGCCAUUCGUGUUCUAACGAGACGUGGUGAUGAAGUUGCUUUACAUAGCGCUGCACAGAUUGCUAAAAUGACCAAGAAGUUAGACCUAUCUCAAUCGUUAAUACUCCAGUGUGCAUUAAUGGCUACGAAAAAGGCGAAAUGGAAUGCUGCGUUGGGGAUGGUUCAUGAUUAUCCUGAUAUGCAGCCAUUCCUUAUGCUGAUGUUCGUACAUAAGACAAUUCUAACCAGUUUGAUGAAAUCUGGAGUUUUUACUAUCGAGGCUUUUCCAGAAAUUCAAGACACACCAUGCUGUGAUCACGAUGAGUCAUUAAAUCUCCCGGAAUCGGUAUUGAAAUUUAAAGCCCGAGUGGAAAGAAGAUCGGUGGAUUUCACGUCGCAUUGGAAAUCCACAACAUCCAGUGAUCCAUUUUCUGUGGGUACAAUUCUGGAGUGUUGGUGGUCAGAUUGCGGUCUUCAGUUACACGAAACACGGCUACCUGGCUUCUAUGUGCAGAUUUCAACACUUGGAAGCAAUCAGAAUUACUCAGAUAAAGAAGAUAUUGGAAAUGUGUUGAUGAUCAUCUCAAAAAACAUUUGCCUUGGCUUGGUUGCUGCGUUUCUCUCCAAACCUGAUGUUUGUAUGCAACAUUUUCUUAAUGUUAUCACUCACUGUCACCACUCUAGGCAGCCAAGGCUUCUUUGUCAUCUUGUUACGCUCCUGUUCCCUUUUGCACUUGAGUCGUGGCACAUGAUAAAAUGUUUGUCGGGUGCAGCCGCGGAGAAUAGAUCACGUGUGAUCGAUCAGUCGUUUUUCAAUGUGAUGGCUUUCUACUAUCGAGCCAUGUUGGCUGACAUUUUGAAUUGUCACGAGUCGCAACAAAACUGCUUUAGCAAAGAUUCAGUUGAAGAACCAUCGGCAAAUCAAACAAUGGAACCUAAAACCGGGCUCGUUGAUACAAACGGUGUUUAUUCCGGUAAGAAGCAGAAUCCCGAAAAUGUUGGGCAGUCGAGUGAAUGUUUUCUUGCGAGUUCUGGUGUUGGUACUAUGCCUAAAGUGGAUUUUGGUUCAAGUAAAAUUGAGGAUCCCGAAAAAGAAACAAUCGACUUGAAAACUCCUGAAAAUGUUGUGAUAAAGAACAUGUUCAAGGAGAUUUAUCAAAUUGCCUCGGCUUGUUCUACGGUUCUUUUGUCAGACAUUUACUCUCAAUUCCAAAAAAAUAACGAACAUUUUGAAACAAACCUCUUUGGAGAAGGUGAACACCUUGAACACGGUAGAGAAAAAACUGGAGUCGUAAAUUUUUUAUCGAAAUUGCCAUUUCCAAAUGUAAUUGAAAGCGCUGGUAUGUUGGUGCAUUUAUUGAAUUGUAUCAUUGUGUCGAAAGACGCGCCUAAAGACGACAAAGAAAUGGCAUUAGAACUUUCUGGGCAAGUCACCCAAUGGGCCGCCGCUAGGAGAUGUUAUAUAGAGCAAGGAGAGCUCUCAUAAAUUUCUGUAGCGGCAUUGCUAUUAAAGUUUUUUGGCGACGUUCGUCUGUUUGCAUGCGUGAAUUAUGAUAGUUUUCCAGCGCGAAGAAUUUCAUUUGCGUCAAGGAUGACGUCAGAAACAGGAAUAAACGAGAACAAUGUUAACGCAUCACGAAUCUUAUUUGGAAAACGUGAAAUGUUUCUAAAAAAUUUUUGUUUUUCUGCCAAGCAGAGAAACGUCCGCGUUGAACAAAACACAACGAAUCACAUUCCUGCAGCAUACUUCCUACUUUAUCCAGAGCCAUAUAUUUUGUUUAGUCAUUAGAAAUGGCUAGUGCUUUUGCUUUUAUGAGGCUAAAGAAACGAAUAUAGCCUCUAACAAUUUUAUGGUGAUUCCUUUUGUUUGUAAGUUGCACUCUUGUUUAAUUGUUAUUUAUAUGCUUUACCUCAACCGUCUACAUGUUUUUAAAACAUCCUUUAAAACAUAUCAUUCAUUUAUUUUCUUCACUUUAUUUUAUUCCCUAUUUUGUUUAGUAAUUGCUUUUUAUUUCAAUACAAUGCACUAAGUACUGUGACUACUAUAAAACGCGUGGAUUAAUCAA
This is a messenger RNA of Dendronephthya gigantea, 5168 nucleotides long. RefSeq names its product gem-associated protein 5-like. Gene Ontology annotation, molecular function: protein binding. The transcript has 27 exons. Lineage: Eukaryota; Metazoa; Cnidaria; Anthozoa; Malacalcyonacea; Nephtheidae. The record is from RefSeq and is a predicted model, not a curated record. Bases 65 to 4588 code for a protein of 1507 amino acids.